UCAACUUUUGAAUGUAUUACUUAUAUCUUAUUGUUUAAUAAUUUUUCUAUAACCUUGCGUGAGGUAAAAAAAAAACGCUGAGGAGUCAACCUUAUAAAAAUCAAAAAAAGUUUUGCAAAACAACGUCACUACGUCAGGACGAGUGCAGAAUAACCCGGCUGUUUGAAAUUCGCAGAAUUACGAGUUCCGCACCCAUAGCGGAUAUCCGUCGAAAGACAACACUCACAUGAUGGCAGACGACGGAGCAUAUACGGCAGACGACCCUACGCUGACCGUGGGGCCGAAAAUUGUCUGUAUCACUGAGCUCUGUGACCAACAACCGUCGGCGACGACAUCCACAUUGCAGGUGGAGGCCGAUCAGAGGACGUUAGAUUUAGCACCACUACUAUCCCUGUGUCCAAAUGACGAACUGUUGGAAGCUCCUGUUGGAAUCUUGCAGGAGUGCGAUUAUCCAUCGACAGACAACGUAUAUAUGGUGGACGACAAUAAAUACACGACGAAAGAUGAGCUUGAUUCUCACGUGACACCGGUUAAAAUCCAGCUGUUAGAUGCACUGGCCGCCGAUAGCGAUUUUGUUCCGGAUGAGGCAGCCGAAAGCACGACCAUAGUUCCUAUAGUCGUGGCCAAAAGUGAUGGCGACGGGUUGGAGCCAGCGACAACUACGAUCCAAGUAAAGUCAGCGGUGACUGAACAGCUUGAUUCUUACGUGGCACCGGUUAGAAUCCAGCUGUUAGAUGCACUGGCUGAUGCUAACGAUUUUGUUCCGGACGAGGCAACCAAAAGCACGACCAUAGUUCCUAUAGUCGUGGCCAAAAGUGAUGGCGACGGGUUGGAGCCAGCGAUGACUACGACCCAAGUAAAGUCAGCGGUGACUGAACAGCUUGAUUCUUACGUGGCACCGGUUAGAAUCCAGCUGUUAGAUGCACUGGCUGAUGUUAACGAUUUUGUUCCGGACGAGGCAACCAAAAGCACGACCAUAGUUCCUAUAGCCGUGGCCAAAAGUGAUGGCGAUGGGUUGGAGCCAGCGACGACUGCGGUCCAAGCAAAGUCAGCAGCAGCAGAAAAACCCCGGCAAGGUCGUCGUAGAUCGUUCUUAUCGGCAGUGGGGAGGCGGCUCCUCAAGUUCGGGAGGACGUUAUGCUGCUGUUGCUGUUGCAAAUAGUGUGGUAGGUACACCGAUACCGCUAUAUGGUGCGCUCGAUUGCAUCUGUGAGAUGACAACGAGUUGAGAAGACAAGAGGGAUGCAAAAAGAGAUGUUGACUGGUGUCAUCAAUCCAAAAUUUAAGUUUAUAAUUUAUUAAAAUUCAUUUUGUUUAAUUUUCGUUUUGUUGAAAAACUUUAAUAUUAUAAUGAUUGUUAAUUUGCUCAUAUUAUCAAAUAAACAAUGAAGCAUAACAUAUGUAAAUAUUAAUUAUACAUGUAAAUUUUUACUUCGAAUACCGUCAAAUUUUUUUCUGAUUGUUAUAAAAAAUAAAAAUGUGAGAAA
This is a messenger RNA of Metopolophium dirhodum (rose-grain aphid), 1487 nucleotides long. RefSeq lists its product as uncharacterized. Lineage: Eukaryota; Metazoa; Arthropoda; Insecta; Hemiptera; Aphididae. The record is from RefSeq and is a predicted model, not a curated record. The transcript has a single exon. The coding region runs from base 227 to 1162 and encodes 311 amino acids.